Messenger RNA from Selaginella moellendorffii, 2213 nucleotides. RefSeq names its product ESX-3 secretion system protein EccA3. Gene Ontology annotation, molecular function: ATP hydrolysis activity; protein binding; ATP binding. Lineage: Eukaryota; Viridiplantae; Streptophyta; Lycopodiopsida; Selaginellales; Selaginellaceae. Bases 206 to 1651 code for a protein of 481 amino acids. The transcript is spliced from 8 exons. The record is from RefSeq and is a predicted model, not a curated record.
UGGGCCAUAUGGGUCACUGCCAGCUCGAGGCCAUGGUGGUGGAGGCGCCACACGCUAGGGCAGCUGUGAAGGGGAGAGCGCGGGCCAGGGUUUCGCGCGUUGCGCGCCUCGACGAUCCGGAGGAGCUACAUUCUAGGAUCCUUUAGUUCCUCGUUUCGAUCGAUUCUUCUCCAAAUCGAUCGCUCGGCGGCAGCGGCUCUGAAAUAUGCAUCCGCGGCAGCAGAUCCGCUCGGCCAGGCCGGUGACUUGCCAUUCUCUGGCGCAGUCGGGCGAUAUCGAUGGAUUGCGCGUAUUGCUUCACCAAAAUCCGUCAUUGAUCAACUCGCGAAACCCUGUGAUGUCCCAGACCCCUUUGCAAAUGGCAGCUGCCAGCAACCAGGAUGAUGCCGUGAGGUUCUUGCUCGAAUGGAAUGGACCGGAGAGAGCCGAUCUCGAGGCUACGAACAUGUAUGGAGAGACUGCGCUGCAUCUAGCAGCGAAGAAUGGCUCUACCGGCGCUUUGAAAGUACUCUUGAAGCACAACGCGCGCAAAGAAGCCAAGGCUCUGAAUGGAAUGACGCCUUUGCACUUGGCUGUCUGGUCUUCCGUGAGAGCGCAAGACUGUAAAGCAGUCGAGGUGCUCCUGGAGCACAACGCUGACGUAUCUCUGGAGGACAACGAGAAGCUCACUCCGCUAAGCCACCUUCCGAAGAGCUCGGGAAACGAGAAGCUGCAGGAAAUGCUGGAGCGCCAGCUCGAUCUGCAGAGGAGGCAGAAAGCGAAAAAAGCGUUGUCGGGCUCAAAGCUGAAGAUGCUGGAGCUGGAGAAAGAACUUGAGAAAAUUGUCGGUCUAGACGACCUCAAGCUCCAGCUUCGCAAGUGGGCUAAAGGAAUGCUCCUGGACGAGAAACGACGAAGCCUUGGCUUGAACGUUCCCAAAAGAAAGCUGCCUCACAUGGCAUUCCUUGGCAAUCCCGGUACAGGGAAAACCAUGAUUGCGCGUUUGCUAGCCAAACUCUUACACAUGGUUGGCGUCUUGGAAUGCGAUAAAGUUGUUGAGGUCCAGCGAACUGAUCUGGUUGGCGAGUUCGUCGGUCACACGGGCCCAAAAACAAGGAAAAGAAUCAGAGAAGCUGAAGGAGGCAUUCUCUUCGUGGACGAGGCCUACAGACUGAUACCAGCGCAGAAAGCAGAUGACAAGGACUACGGAGUUGAGGCGCUGGAGGAGAUCAUGUCAGUCAUGGACAGUGGCAAGGUAGUGGUGAUCUUUGCUGGCUACGCAGAGCCCAUGAAGCGGGUCAUCGCAAGCAACGAAGGCUUCUGCCGGAGGGUGACCAGGUUCUUCCACUUCCCCGACUUCAGCACAGAGGAGCUGGCAGAGAUGAUCCACCUCAAGCUCAAAGAGCAACACGAAGACUCGCCAACCUUCGGCCUCAAGCUCGAACCGGGAUGCACGGCAGGAGCCAUUGCGGAGCUCCUGGACCGCAAGACAACAGAGAAGCAGCGCAGCGAGAUGAAUGGUGGCCUCGUCUGGCCGCUGCUCGCCAACGCCAAAGACCACCUCGACUACAGACUAGACCUGGACUGCUGCGAUUCGGACGAGCUCGUGUCCAUCACUCUCGAGGACCUCGAAGCCGGUUUGGAGCUCAUUCCCAGGCAGCAGUCACUCUAGAGAAACACGUUCAUUCAUCGAUCGACGUACAUUUUCGACGCUAUAGAUAGCUACACGACAGCAGUAUUCUUUCGUCACGGACGGCCAUCGACUCGCCACGUGUUUUCGACCAGAGCCACUAGACUGAGGAUAUUUCUCGUGUGCCGGGCGUGUGGCUUCCAGGUUCCAACAACAACAAUGGUGGGGGGUGGCAUUCUCGGUACCGGAUUUCAGCUAGCAGUGGUACCAGCAGCAGUGAGAACUCCUCUUGCAUCGUCGAGGAGCGUGAGAGUGCGUGCUCAGGUCCAGGAGGGAGAAGCAUCAUCGGUGGUGCUCAAUCCCUCUAUCCGAAAAGACGUGGAGAAAGUGGUCGACACAGUGGUGGUGGGAGAGAUCUCCAAGCCGGUGACAGCAUAUUGCAGGUGUUGGAGAUCUGGAACAUUUCCUCUGUGUGAUGGGUCUCACAUGAAGCACAACAAAGCCACUGGUGACAAUGUUGGGCCACUCUUGCUCAAGAAAUAGAAUAUUCUUUGGUUAGUCUAUUCUGCCUCUUUUUAGAGUGAAAUAAACUUCUAUUUUUUUA